Odocoileus virginianus texanus is the source of this 1681-nucleotide messenger RNA. It is a transcript of the gene SLC2A8, whose product is annotated as solute carrier family 2 member 8. The record is from RefSeq and is a predicted model, not a curated record. Gene Ontology annotation, cellular component: membrane. NCBI's taxonomy places the organism in Eukaryota, Metazoa, Chordata, Mammalia, Artiodactyla, Cervidae. Gene Ontology annotation, biological process: D-glucose transmembrane transport.
CGUGACCCUGGGCGCCGCGGCCGGGGGCCUGCUGGGCGGCUGGCUCGUAGACCAAGCGGGGCGCAAGCUGAGCCUCCUCCUCUGCUCCAUGCCCUUCGUGGCCGGCUUCGCCGUCAUCACCGCGGCUCAGAACCUGUGGAUGCUGCUCGGAGGCCGUCUGCUCACCGGCCUGGCCUGUGGCAUUGCCUCGCUCGUGGCCCCGGUCUAUAUCUCUGAAAUUGCUUACCCUGAGGUGCGAGGGCUGCUCGGCUCCUGUGUGCAGCUGAUGGUGGUCACAGGCAUCCUCCUAGCCUACCUGGCAGGCUGGGUGCUCGAGUGGCGCUGGCUGGCCGUGCUGGGGUGUGUGCCCCCCUCCUUCAUGCUGCUGCUCAUGUGUUUCAUGCCUGAGACCCCUCGCUUCCUGCUGUCUCAGCACAAGCGCCAGGAAGCCAUGGCCGCCAUGCAGUUCCUAUGGGGCUCUGCUCAGGGCUGGGAGGAGCCCCCCAUUGGGGCUGAGCACCAGGGCUUCCACAUGGCCCAGCUGUGGCGUCCUGGCGUCUACAAGCCCUUCAUCAUCGGCAUCUCCCUGAUGGCCUUCCAGCAGCUGUCGGGCAUCAAUGCCGUCAUGUUCUAUGCAGAGACUAUCUUUGAGGAGGCCAAGUUCAAGGACAGCAGCCUGGCCUCAGUCGUCAUGGGCCUCAUCCAGGUGCUGUUUACUGCCACAGCGGCCCUGAUCAUGGACAGAGCCGGACGGAGGCUGUUGCUGACCUUGUCAGGUGUGAUCAUGGUGUUCAGCACCAGCGCCUUUGGCGCCUACUUCAGGCUGACCGAGGGCGGCCCCAGCAACUCCUCGCACGUGGACCUCCCGGCACACCUCUCCAUGGAGCCCACCGAUACCAACACGGGGCUGGCCUGGCUGGCGGUGGGCAGCAUGUGCCUCUUCAUCGCUGGCUUUGCUGUGGGCUGGGGGCCCAUCCCCUGGCUCCUCAUGUCUGAGGUCUUCCCUCUGCCCGUCAAGGGUGUGGCCACCGGCGCCUGUGUCCUUACCAACUGGUUCAUGGCCUUUCUGGUGACGAAAGAGUUCAGCAGCCUCAUGGAGGUUCUCAGGCCCUAUGGUGCCUUUUGGCUGGCCUCUGCCUUCUCCAUCUUCGGUGUCCUUUUCACUGUGGCCUGUGUCCCUGAGACCAAAGGGAAGACUUUGGAGCAAAUCACAGCCCAUUUUGAGGGGCGAUGACAGCCUCUUCCUAUGAGCGGGUGCCCCUCCUGCUGCACCUGCUUUCAGCCUUGGAGGGUGUGGAGCCUACCUGUAACUCCAAUCUGAGCCUGAGCUGGCAGCCUGGAACCCCUGCCUUUCCCCAUAGAGUCAGGAGCCAGAACGGCAGCCCCUCAGAGCCUUGUCCUCUGGGGUCCCUCCUUCCUGCCCAGUGAAGCGCAGGGACCAGGUUCCCAGCUGCUGGGUCCAGUUCCCACUGCUGCCGUGUGACUCGGGAGAAGGAACAUCUUGCAGACACUUUGCUGUCCUGCGGUCAGUCCUCCACACGCCGACUCCAUCAGGACAGGAAAGUGACAGCGGAGGAGGGGGCUCUUGGUUCCUGAUUUUCUGGAGAUGCUUUGGAGGCUGGGCGAUGGCCUGUGGUUUCUCCUCUCACGUGGCUGCAUUAUCAGGGAGGAACGUUGCCAAAUAAAUAUUUGACUCAGAAAA